Molecule: messenger RNA, 212 nt
Organism: Funneliformis geosporum
Lineage: Eukaryota; Fungi; Glomeromycota; Glomeromycetes; Glomerales; Glomeraceae
Source: the annotation of a GenBank genome assembly
AAAACCAAUUGAUCAAAAAAAGUGAUUUAACUAAUAAUCAAACCGGUUCGCCUCAAAAAAUUCCAACAAACUUAGAAGAUAAAUUGAAAGAGAUAGUGAACAAGUUCUCUCAAGAAAGGCUUGAAGGCGUUCCAAUCGAUUUAGUCUUUGGAAAAAGGGGCGAUAAAAAUUUUUCUAAUGCUUUUGCCAAUACUACUUCCUAUACUAAUUGA